UUGUUCCCAAUUGAAUUAGACAAUAAAGAUGGUCUUUCUGUUCAUCUUCCUUUCUCACGGCGUACAAUUUUUUUAUGCCUUCUUGAUAUUACAAAGGUGGUCUUCCUCUACCUUUUACCUCCACUGUCUCUUCAUCUCCAUCUCUUACUUACCCUCUUUCAACGUUUAAUCUUCAUAUGUUCAAUGAAUUUGCUGUUUUCAUUAAAACAAUUUACUCCCACGAACUCUUUGUCUCCCUUCUUUACAAUCCAAGCUUUAUUCGAUUUGAAACCGAAAGAACAACUCAUACCCUAUAAAUAAGAGAGGUUUGCGAUUCCAAUCCCCCUACACCGACACCCUCUAAUCUUUCAUCUACUUGCCAAAAGCCAGACGCCUCCUUCAAGAAUGUAUUCCUCUGACGUUGUUGUUUCCCAAUCAGAUAUCAUUCAACCUUUGAUGCUCUCAGAUUUGGUAGGACUUCCCAAUACAUUGUUGGUCGUCUCAUCCUUUUCUGGGGUUCGCUAGGAUUCGCGCAGCAUAAAAAAACAAAUAGGUUAUGGGAAUCAUCCUCCUUUUCCUUGAUGAAAAGGUGAUUCUAGGAUUCAUCCCAUCUGCUCGCGCCGAUCACUACCGUCCAUCGUUAGUGGACGGUUCCAUUAUAAAACUUGAUAGAAAUUUAUGCUUAGGAAGUUUGAUCAUCUCCAGGCUCUUCCAAACACAAAUUUAAAACUGUCCGAUGUUGUUGUCCAAAUUCGGUAUGUGCAAGGGUCUGACCUUAACAACGCUGCAGCAACGACGAGACUUGUGGUUCGUCUUCUGAUUGAGCCGUAAGCCAAAAACCACGGAACGACGCUGCAGCAAUGUUUCGCGGUCUCCUAAUACAGGUGAUAAAACUCAGUCCGUAAUGGUGGUUACAACUGUGAAUCCAAAGAUAUUCGGAGAUAAUCUCUAUUUGAACACAAUACCAGCAACCAAAUUUUAUUUUGACACCAAUCUUCCUGCCAUCAGAAAGUUCACAGCCAGCUUGGGAGGUGCAGCAGGAGAGAUCGGAACACUUUCAUCUCCAACUCUAGUGAGCAGAUGCGAGAAGCUGAUUUCAUUUGCAAAGCUCGGAUUGUUGAGGUCCUCCACCAGAAUGGCUGGCCGUUCGUUGCUUGCACCGGGUGCAACAGAAGUUGGACAAAUAUGGCACUUCUCUUCGUUGCAACAAAUGCGUUUCUCCCAACGUUACCGGUGUUACCAGAGGUUCCGUGUCGAGCUAUCAGUUGAUGACGGCAACGAUAAUGCUACGUUUGUGGUCUUCGACAUGGAGAAGACUAAGCUCACUAAGAGAGAUGCUGCUGAUAUGGGUCAUGAGCUUCACCCUGUAUGUGUUUCUCUAAACCCUGAAACAAACUACAGAUGAAUGGCGUUGGAGGGCAGGAACUACCGACAUGUCUUGAAGAGCUUGCUAGAAAGGAAUAAUACGUGUCACUUCAUAUAUUUUCACAUCAAACCAUCGUACCUUCACCGUCUCUACAAUAAGAGAAAAUAGCUUCUUUGACACCAAACCAAAACGUUUUCUUCUUGCUAAUUUGAAAUAACACAUUUACAACUAUCUCAGAGAGUAGCAGCAACAACCAAGCCCCAGUUGUUGAAGGGGAAGGUGGAGAAACAGCUGCAUCUGCCAGCAACACUGCUGCAGCAGGAGACGAUGAACCAAAUCCUCCCGGUUUUGAAGCGAUAGAGAAUAGCCGCAAACGCACGCGUGAGUGAUAGUUCCAAGCCCGUCCUGCUGUCAACCCCACUUAGCUUUCGUCUGUUUCGAAUUUCCUAACUUGCUAUGAUUUGAAUCGAUUAUAUAUGAUUUUCAACUUUGAUUUUUCUCUUAAAUUUCUGGCUAAGUCUCUCCCACGAGGAGGACAAUUACUAAAUUUUUUU
Brassica oleracea var. oleracea is the source of this 1899-nucleotide messenger RNA. RefSeq lists its product as uncharacterized. The record is from RefSeq and is a predicted model, not a curated record. NCBI's taxonomy places the organism in Eukaryota, Viridiplantae, Streptophyta, Magnoliopsida, Brassicales, Brassicaceae. The transcript is spliced from 10 exons. The coding region runs from base 884 to 1384 and encodes 166 amino acids.